Messenger RNA from Coregonus sp. 'balchen', 2710 nucleotides. The record is from the annotation of a GenBank genome assembly. NCBI's taxonomy places the organism in Eukaryota, Metazoa, Chordata, Actinopteri, Salmoniformes, Salmonidae.
AGCUAACCCAAGAAACCUCUGAAGAACGUUUCAUCAAGCGGCAGUCCAGAAUGGCCGAGUCACCUUUGUCGGGUGUGAAUGUAGUACUAGUUAUGGCAUAUGGCAGCCUGGUAAGUGAUAUUUUAAAUGCAUUACUAGGUGCAAUCAAUUACUUAGCUAUAUAUACACAUCAUUGGGUGCAAUCCGUGAGAGAUGUAACGUUAGCUAGCCAACUAAACUAUGCAUACAAAUAGCCCCUGAUGAAUAGGCUAACAGUUAGCUAUCUAUCUAACGUUAAUGUUACAGCUUCUUUGGGAGAUAUUGUUUCAUGUCACAUGCCUUAGACCAGGGUUGCCACAACCUUGUUCCUGGAGAGCUACCUUCCAGUAGGUUUUCGCUCCAACCCCAGGUGUAACUAACCUGAUUCAUUUUAUCAAACCUGCUAAUUAUUAGAAUCAGAUGUGCUAGAUUAGGGUUGGAGCAAAAACCUACAGGACGGUAGCUCUCCAGGAACAGGGUUGGGCAGUCCUGCCUUAGACCAACCCUGUUCCUGGAGAGCUACCCGCCUGUAGGUUUUCGCUCCACCCCAGUUGGAACUAACCUGGUUCAAUUUAUCGACUAGCUAGUACUAAAUUAGAUUCAUUAGGGUUGGAGUGAAAACCUACAGGAUGGUAACUCUCCAGGAACAAGGUUGGAGAGCCCUGCCUUAGACAAUCUGGGUAUAUUUCACUACUUAAAAUGACUUACAAUUAGCACAAACUGGUAUGGAUUGUGUCUUUAAAAAUGUAACCUAUAUUAAUAUUCUUGACAUUCAGACUCAGUUUUUUUGCACAGGUGUUUGUAUUGCUAUUUAUCUUCGUCAAGAGGCAGAUCAUGCGUUUCGCUAUGAGGUCCCGCAGAGGACCCCAUGCCCCUAUUGGACACAACGCACCCAAGGCAAGACCCUCAGCUUUCAAUAGAGACAAUCCUCUCCAUAAUCUCUCUCAUUUACUAUCAUCCUACUCUAUGCUGCCAUCAAUCAAACAGAAAUUAAUACCAUAGUAUUUGUUCUCUUUGUAUGUUGAUGGUUUGAGCCUUGUUGAUAUUUCCGCAGGGUUUGCGGGAAGAGAUUGAUGCGCGCCUGUCCAAGGUUCAGGAAAUUCGCUUCGAGCCGCGUCUCCUCUCUGAGGAGGAUGAUAGGCUGAGGCACGGGACACAGUUCAGUAAGUCACCAUUCAAAUGCAUACAUGCAACACGUGUUCUCUGUAGUGGAAGAGAUGUUGUGUUUUUAUAGUACUGUAAUAGUAGCAUUAAUGACAUCCAUGAUAUUCUCAGGUUGCUACAACUACCUGUACAGGAUGAAGGCUCUAGAUGCCAUUCGGGACUCGGGUAAGAGCCGAUAGUAGAGAGGUAUUUUAAAAUCUAUGGUUUAAAGAAUGGAUGUACAUUACAAUUGGCAUAUGUUCUCCUCUUUCUUAUAAUUAUCCCUCCUCUCUCUCCAACCCCAGGGAUCCCGCUGCAGGAGAUGGGCCGCAACCCGAACGCCAUCACAGGACGCAGUUUCCGCAACUGGCUGCUUGAUCUGCGUAACUCCCACUCCCUGAUCAAGAGCAGCCGUAGCACCCUCAUUGACAACCUGUUGGAGGGAUAUGACAGCGCACGCCAUGGCACAGGGGUAAGUGUUUGUGUGUGUGAUUUUUGUUUUUGUGAAUUGACUGUUUUCGUGUUGACAGUGUUCGUCAGUGGAAGUGACUUUCUCUGUGUUUUAGGUAUUUGGUGAAGCGGAAUAUAUGAAAUACCAGGAUGCUCUGAAUGAACUGGCUGAUGUGUAAGUAUUAUUACAAAAAUGAAUGUGUUUGCUCAACAAAUAAAUAUAUCAGUAGGAAGAGAUGCCUUUGGUCCUCAACUCCUGUCACAGAAAUCUUCACUAUCAUGCCAUUUAAUUUGAGUUUGACACUACCCUCUCUCUUCUCUCCACAGUGUGAAAGCCUACUCCAGCACCACCAGUCUGGACCAGCAUCACCAGUCAGCAGCCAAGGACCUGAUGGGCUCCCCAGCCCGCAGCACCCCCUCCACCAUCCAAGUCACCUACCUGCCCUCCACCAGCCAGCGCAGCAAGAGGCCAAAGCACUUCCUAGAGCUCAAGAACUUCAAAGACAACUACAACACACUGGAGAGCACCAUGUGAGAGGUGACUGUUGGGCAGUUUUGGGGUCAGUUCCAUUUCAAUUCCUGCUUGUUGAAUCCAUAGGAACUGUAUUCGAUAGCAAUAAUUGGAAUUGACCCCAGCUUUGCUAUGGGGACUACCAAAAACAUAGUAACAGAGCAAGCAUGUAGUGUAUAUACCCUAAAGCUUGUGGAAGAUCGUAUUGCAUGUACGUUUUACUUUAUUUCCAUUGGACAUAUGGAGAAUUGUCCCAUAAUACAAAGCAUUUGAAUGAAGUCAUAUCAGGGUCUUUAUCCCAGGAAUCUACUAUGAGUCUAUGGUACUUCAAUGUACUGGUGCUGACACAUACACUAGUGACAAAGACUGUUGUACAACAGUUAUGCAUUAAAACUGUUAAUUUCCCCUACACUUGAAUUGUCAACUUCACGUGUGUGUAUAUAUGUGUAUUGAUUGAUUGUUUGUAUAGAUGAAGAAAAUUAUAUUUAUAUGAAUUUCAUGAUUUAUUUUAACUGUUUUUUUUACAUGUAGAAUCCGAACUGUGUAGUUAUGUGAUGUGUGUUGAGAUUAAAACAUGGAAUGGAGCCA